Messenger RNA from Chiloscyllium plagiosum (whitespotted bambooshark), 2757 nucleotides. NCBI's taxonomy places the organism in Eukaryota, Metazoa, Chordata, Chondrichthyes, Orectolobiformes, Hemiscylliidae. The record is from RefSeq and is a predicted model, not a curated record.
CGCUGUGCUGCUUGCUGACAGCCGGGGACAAGGAUAGAGGACGGGAGAGGAGCCUGAGUGCAGGUAGCUCUCACAGCAACAGCUUAAAGUGUAUAUCACUUGACUUGCCGAUCGAGAAAGAAAGAUAUAUUAAGAAUAGCAAUACCUAAGGGCUCCGAAUUGUGCCGUCCCGCAACUAUUCCACUCAAGAAAAAAAACAUCAUGAUGUCCCAAAUGAAAAGUACGACAGUGAGCCAUGUCCAAAGCCACACCAUGACCCAGGUAGAAGAAACGGUGCAUUACAACCACAACUAUGAGAGCGAGAUGGAAGAGUACAUGAUGCAGGAAGAAGAUUGGGAUAGAGACCUCCUGCUGGACCCUGCCUGGGAGAAGCAGCAGAGAAAGACUUUUACUGCUUGGUGCAAUUCACAUUUGCGGAAAGCUGGUACACAAAUUGAAAACAUUGAAGAUGACUUCAGAAAUGGACUCAAGCUUAUGCUGCUUUUGGAAGUUAUUUCAGGUGAGCGACUUCCAAAGCCAGAUCAAGGCAAGAUGCGAUUCCAUAAAAUUGCAAAUGUUAACAAAGCAUUGGAUUACAUUUCCAGCAAAGGAGUAAAGCUUGUAUCAAUUGGCGCUGAAGAAAUAGUGGAUGGGAAUGUGAAGAUGACUUUAGGUAUGAUUUGGACAAUCAUCCUCCGUUUUGCAAUUCAUGACAUAUCUGUGGAGGAAACCUCCGCUAAAGAAGGUUUGCUGCUAUGGUGCCAGAGAAAGACUGCUCCCUAUAAGAAUGUAAAUGUGCAGAACUUCCAUACAAGCUGGAAAGAUGGCCUUGCACUCUGCGCGCUCAUCCAUAGACAUCGUCCUGACCUUAUUGACUACUCCAAGCUACGAAAGGAUGAUGCCCUUUACAACCUGAAUCUUGCUUUGGACAUUGCAGAAAAAGAACUGGAUAUUCCCAAGAUGCUGGAUGCAGAAGAUAUUGUGAAUACACCCAAACCUGAUCAGAGGGCUCUUAUGACGUACGUUUCGUGUUUCUAUCAUGCUUUUGCUGGAGCAGAGCAGGCUGAGAUGGCAGCCAACAGGAUUUGCAAGAUACUGGCAGUGAAUCAAGAGAAUGAAAAGUCAAUGGCAGAGUAUGAGAGGCUGGCCAGUGAGUUGCUACAAUGGAUUAAGAAGACCAUCCCUUGGUUGGAAAAUCGAUCUUCUGAGAAGACUAUGCAAGCAAUGCAGCAGAAAUUGGAAGAUUUCCGAGACUACCGUCGUUUACACAAGCCUCCCAAAAUUCAGGAGAAGUGUCAGUUGGAAAUCAACUUCAACACUUUGCAGACCAAGCUGAGGAUCAGCAAUAGACCAGCCUUCAUGCCCUCUGAGGGAAAAAUGGUUUCAGACAUUGCAGGUGCUUGGCAACGCCUUGAACAGGCAGAAAAGGGAUAUGAAGAGUGGCUUCAGACAGAAAUAAGACGAUUGGAGCGAUUGGAUCAUCUGGCUGAAAAAUUCAGACAGAAAGCCACAACUUAUGAAAUGUGGUCACAUGGGAAAGACUAUACCUUGAUGCAGAAAGAUUAUGAAUCUGCCUCCUUGACUGAAGUGCGGGCUUUACUGAGAAAACAUGAGGCAUUUGAGAGUGACCUGGCUGCACACCAGGACCGAGUGGAGCAGAUUGCUGCCAUCGCGCAGGAACUGAAUGAAUUGGAUUAUCACAAUGCUGCUGAAAUAAAUGCAAGGUGCCAGAAAAUCUGUGAUCAGUGGGACAAUUUUGGAACACUCACACAGAAACGAAGAGAGGCUUUAGAGAGAGCCGAGAAAUUACAGGAAACCAUCGAUCAGCUCUUCUUGGAGUUUGCUAAAAGAGCUGCCCCAUUUAAAAACUGGAUGGAAGGAGCGAUGGAAGAUCUUCAAGACAUGUUUAUUGUUCACAGUAUUGAAGAAAUCCAGAGUCUGAUAGCAGCACAUGAACAGUUUAAAGCUACCUUACCAGAAGCAGACAGCGAGAAACAAGCCAUCCUGGGAAUCCUUAAUGAAGUACAGAAGAUUACUCAAUCCUAUAACAUCUCAUCCACUGUGUCAAAUCCUUAUAGCAUGAUAUCACGUGAUGAGAUCAUUGCCAAAUGGGACAAGGUGAAGCAAUUGGUUCCUCAGAGAGAUGCAGCCCUGCAAGAGGAGCUUGUACGGCAACAUGGUAAUGAACGUCUGCGUCGUCAGUUUGCCAGCCAGGCAAAUGUCAUUGGACCUUGGAUCCAGCGUAAGAUGGAGGAAAUAGCUCAAAAUUCUAUUGAAAUGACUGGAACCCUGGAAGAUCAGAUGAAUCAAUUGAAACAGUUGGAGGAGGUCAUCAUUAACUACAAACCCAAUGUUGACAAACUGGAAGGAGAUCACCAACUUAUUCAAGAGGCCCUAAUCUUUGAUAACAAGCACACCAAUUAUACGAUGGAGCAUAUCCGUGUUGGCUGGGAGAUGCUUCUUACUACAAUUGCCAGAUCCAUGAAUGAAAUUGAGACCCAGAUUUUAACUAGAGAUGCUAAAGGAAUCACCCAACAACAGAUGAAUGAAUUCAGAUCUUCAUUCAGCCAUUUUGAUAGGGUACAGUGUUUCUUUUAUCAAGUGGUUUUAUAUAAAUAUGUUCAACAUCUUUUCAAAGUAAAUAUUGAUUUUAUGAUGACAUCUGUCACUUUUGCAUCCCAUGAAAUAAUGUAUUAUCCAGGGUAUCUUACUGCUCCAUCACAGAAGUAAUGAUAGACAAACAGGAGAACUAAGUGAAAAUUCACCUCUCAUAACCUA